Messenger RNA from Ixodes scapularis (black-legged tick), 4128 nucleotides. RefSeq names its product dnaJ homolog subfamily C member 16 (gene l(3)80Fg). Lineage: Eukaryota; Metazoa; Arthropoda; Arachnida; Ixodida; Ixodidae. The transcript is spliced from 13 exons. The record is from RefSeq and is a predicted model, not a curated record. Bases 181 to 2532 code for a protein of 783 amino acids.
GUCUCUCUCCCUCUGAGCUCCCGGUGCUCUCUCGCUCCCUCUAGGCUCGUCCAUCGGAACUGAUCGGAACUCAGAUGACUCGGAAGCGUACGGAAGGUACGGAAGCAGUGGAGGAAGCCGUCGAGGGCAGAGGUCGAGGGUAACAGCACCCUAUGAAUCGUUCGCUGCGAUCACACAGUAAUGCUGCUUUUCUACGCGGUUUCCCUUCUUAUCUCGUGUGUGAACGUUCUGUGCGCCCUAGUGAACCCUUACGAAACUUUAGGAGUGCCCCGAUCUGCAGACGCAGCGGAAAUUAAAAGGGCCUACAAGCGGUUAGUCAGGGAAUGGCAUCCUGACAAAAACAAGGAUCCUGCGGCGUCGGAGAAAUUUAUUGAAGUGACUAAAGCUUACGAGCUCCUAACAGACCCGGAGCGCAAAGAAAGCUUCGACAGGUAUGGACAGACGGAGGACACGCCAAACUUUAGGAGGCAGCCGGAUUACAGCCAGUUUAACAGAUUCGAGUUUGACCCCUUUGAAAGUAUGUUUGCGAAAGGAAACAUGAAAUUCCAGUUUAAAUUCGCCCAAGGCUCAGUGUUCCACAAGGCGACGAUUACGCUCAAGGCUUACGAGAAUCGGGUGGUGCCGGACAGCAACUACAAGCCAUAUUUCGUCCUUUUCUACGGCGACCUAUGCUUCCCGUGCCUACACGUCGAGCCCAUCUGGCAACGGAUCGUCCAAGAGAUGGAACCCCUCGGUGUGGGGUUUGCGACGAUUCACGCCCAGCACGAGGCCCCCCUGGCGCAGCGCAUCGGGGUCGGGGGCCUGCCCUACUUGGUGGCUCUGGUGGAGGGGCGGCCCAUCCACUACCGCCAGGACCAGCUCAGCCUUGUCAACGCGGUGGACUUCUGCAGGCAGCUGUUUCCCCGGGACACCGUCACAAUAGUUGACGAUGUCGCCGCCCUCGACGACUUCCUCUCUGGAUGGUCGGACAACCGUGUUCGGGCGGUGGUGUUCAGCCCGUCGGCGUCGGUGCGGUUGCGCUACCUGCUGGCUGCGUUCCAGUUCCGGGAGCGGGUGCGCUUUGGCUACGUGCGCCUGGGACGCCCAGAGUCGGAGUCCCUGCGGCGCCGCUAUGCCGGCGUGGGACCCCGGCAGGAGUCGCUCCUGGUGUUCAACGAGCACACGGCCGGACCCGUGGCCUUGCUCAGCAUGGCCGAGCUGGACCCUCAGGCGCUCAGGGACGUGCUCAGUGCGAAUCGGUUUCUGAUUUUGCCGCGGCUGUCCUCCCAGCUGCUCUUCGAUGAGCUGUGCCCACCGGAAGCGCUGAGGUCCCGUCGCCGUUUGUGCGUCGUGCUCGUGACCGCCAACACCGCGAAGCACGACCCCCACCGGGCACAGCUCAGGGACUACGUCCAGCAGAAGGGCUUCCCCACCGAGCGAGUCAGGUUCACCUUUGUGUACAAGGAGAAGCAGGCGGAGUUUGUGAACACCUUGAGCUCCGGGGAGGAGUCCCCCAAGGACCCGAUGCUGCACCUGGUCAUCAUCUGGCGGAGGAACCAGAACAUGGUCCAGUACCAGUGGAUCGACUCCCCCUGGGAAGACGACCUCCACAGGCUGAAUGAGACGAAGCAGGAGCUGGAGAAUGCGCUGUCGCGGCUGCUGCAGUCCUCGGAUGCGCUUCCCCACGACGCGCGCCUCGGGGUGCUGGCAGACGAGCAUGCCCGGGGCCUGCUGGGGCGCCUGCUACGGCGCCUGGUGCUCAUGGGUGACGUGCUGAGGGACCACCUGACCCGCUACGAGGUGCUGCCUGCCCUCUCCGUGGCCCUCUCCUUCGGCUUCAUCGUCCUCGUCGGAUACUUCAUGUCCUACCUUGUGCAAAUGGAAGAGAAGAGCAUCCAGGAGAGGUACAGACGCGAGGGAAGAGUGCCUCCCUCUGCGGCCAAGCCCAAGCCCGAAUGCAAGCUGACCAUCCACGAGCUAAGGGGUGAGACGUACAACGGCCUGGUGCGUCUGCUCAAGCCGGGCUGCCGCACGGUCGUUCUUCUGGUCGACCAAGAGUCCAAGCCCAAGCUGCUGCCCCAGUUCUUCCGAGCCGUCUUCCCCUACCGCAAGAACAAGACUCUCAUGUUUUCCAUGCUGCUUCUGGAGAAGAACCUGGAGUGGUACCGCAAGAUCCUGUCGCAGACACUGUCAGAGCGUAGGACCCUCAACAUCAACCCCAAGAACUGCAUCGGGACGGUGCUGUCCCUUAACGGGCACCGCAAAUACUUCUGCGUCUACCACGCCAAGCACCUGGAGCCUGCUGUGCUCAAAAAGAAAAAAGAAACUGGCGGAGAUUUCAUCGGGUUCGAGGACUCGAGCAGCGGGUCGGAGGCAAGCGACGUGGAGUCUGGCCGUCUGCUCGGCCGGCAGGAAGAGGUCGACUCGGACGUGUACGGCAGCAUCCUUUUCGAAGAGCACCUCCUCGACGGACUGCCCAACUGGCUGGACCGGCUGUUCGAAGGCACCACCAAGCGCUACUACAUCCAGUACUGGCCGGAGUGCAUGAAGUAGCCGUUUCCCCUCUCCUCUACGACGGGGCGCCGUCCUCUCUUCGACAUCCGGCCACCCCACUGCGUUGGGGGUGUGGAGUGGGCUGCGCCGACCUCUUUUACGUUUUCCUGCAUUUGUUUGAUGUCGUUUCCAAGUUAUACCAACCGCUUCCUUGGAAACCUCGGGCUGUCGUACAAGGAAAACGCCAGCGACGGUCUUGUCGUCGUCUCUUUUUAGAUCCUUCUCAUGGGUGUGUUCAAGCUGCAAAAACAGAAUUUAUAAGAGAACACCUUGCUAUACUCCGUCCACCUCUAAGCCGAGAUUGCAGCCAAUGCCACAGCAGGCACUCGCACGCUAGAGAUGCACGUCUCAAAGCUAGGAGCACGGGUUAGCUCGCGCUUGUAGCUGAACGGAGUAUAUCAAUGAGCGUAAGAACUGGUCAGAUGGCUGGGGGCACUUGCAAGCUGUGUGAUUCUAUGAAUGUGUCCAUUAGGAACAGGCAAGUUGUUCGUUGUCCGUUUGAUCGGACAUAACGAAGCCAUACUGUCCAGAAUUUGGGCCUAGCACUCCCAUAAAUCCGACGUCCGUCUUUCAGGUAUGAACCGCCAGUAGCCUAGUCUCGGGAGAAGGGACAGAGCGACCUUGUUUGCCUUGCUGUUGCCAGGAAAGUUGAGCGUCGCGUCGUUUCUGCAGCUUGUUGCACGACUCGGUGCUCCGACGUGUGGCAGUUGUUCGACCCCCUCCGACAUUGAUCUUUAUUGUGCCAGUGUUUGUGCGAGGUUGUGUCACUUUGUGUUUGCGUGGCCACGUGGUGGGACAUUUUAUUUAAAAGAUGCGAGGACUACUCUCCAGUGUGGGAGAGUGCAGAGGGCGACGAAAUACUCACGUGGAGGGGGGGGGGACCACGAACACCGUUUCUGCACUCCCUUUCUGCCUCCCCUGGUUGUCAAAUUGUAAAUAGGGGCGGCCGAAAGCGCAGUCUUAAUUACUUAAUGCAAGUUGUGAUAACCAGAUUGUUUCGAAGUGUCUCGAAAGUCUCUCUGCCUAAGAGCGAACUACCUGAAUGCUGUUUUGUUUCUCCUUGUCAUGAAGGGUGGUAUUGGUUAAUGUCCUAAUGCGAUUGGGGAUUACGUCGGUUGUCCCAGUUUCGUGAAGUACGCCGUCAUUUACGCGUGUUCACAGGUCAUCACACAUACGGUACUGUUCAAAGGCUGGUAGUUCCCAGUCCUAGUCAUAGGCAAUUUCCCGGCGGACAUUCUCUUGCAAGUGCAUCGACAAAGGAUCACAACUGCUGUGGCGCAGUAUCAUCUUUGCACUAGUGAUGUAGCGUGGCAUUGUUUUAGUAUACAUUUUAGAACUUUGCAUUAAAAAACAUAGAUUUUACUAUAUAUGCUCUCAGGUCACGCACUUAUAGUCUUGUAUCCUGCAGAGUGUGAGCAUUAUUUAUUAUGCGCCGUUGUUGAGCGGGGGUGUCGUAUCUGCGUCUGCGUUCGCAGAGCGCAAGCGCAUCUAUGCGACAGUUGACGAAAGACCAGCCCUGCUGGUUUGAUCCAUGUAGAUCAUCUCUUAGAGUUGAUCGGUUCCUGUUUAGGACAACCAAUAAAAGAAAAUAUUGUA